AGAGCCCCAAGAACUAUAGCUGUAAGCUUGCAGGUAGAGAGAGAGAGAGAGAGAGAGAGAUGAGGGUGGCGGUGGUGGGCGCCGGCUUGAGCGGGCUGGCGGCGGCGCACGAGCUGGCGAGGAGCGGCGGCGCGCGCGUGACCGUGUACGAGAAGGAGAGCCACCUCGGCGGCCGCGGCAACAAGGCCGUGGCCGUCGACGACGACGGGGCCGGCGGCCGUGUCCUCGUCGACCUUGGCUGCAUGGCCUUCAACACGAUGACAUGCCCAAACCUGAUGAAAUGGUUUGAAGGGCUGGGGGUGGAGGUGGAGCCAUCGGACAUGUCAUUCUCAGCAUGCAUGCGGUUGGGCAAAGGUGUAGGCUUCGAGUGGGGCAGCCGCAAUGGUGUAUCUGGUGCUCUGGCGCAGAAGAGCAACCUGCUUAGCCCCAGGUUCUGGCUUGUGGUCCGUGAGAUAUUCAAGUUCAAGAAUCAUGCUCUCAGGUACCUGGAGGACCAUGGAAGAGACUCUGACCGCAACGAGACUUUAGGGCAGUUCAUUCAGUCACACAGAUACUCGCAGCUCUUCCAGGAUGCUUACCUUAUCCCAAUGUGUGCAUGCAUCUGGUCCUGCCCGCCAGAUGGAGUAUUGGGCUUCCCAGCUCUCCUUGUGCUCUCAUUUUUCCGCGAUAAUCAUCUCCUUGAGUUGUUUGGUCGCCCGCAGUGGCUCACGGUCAAGGGUGGCUCAGGGUCCUACGUGAACAAGGUCAGGGAAGAGUUGGAGAGCAUGGGCUGUCAAGUAAAAACUGGCUGUGAAGUCAAAUCUAUUUCAAGAUUCAACGAAGGUUAUCGAGUUUCAGACGUUGAUGGUUCGGAGGAGAUGUACGACAGGAUCAUAUUUUGUCUUCACGCUCCUGAUGCUCUAAAAGUACUAGGAGCUGAAGCAACACAUGAUGAACUGAGGGUUCUUGGAGCUUUCAAGUAUAUCAACAGUGACGUGUACUUCCACUGUGAUGAAAGUUUGAUGCCACAUAAUUCCUACGCAUGGAGCUCCAGGAACUUCCUGGGGACAACAAGCAGUGACGUCUGCGUAACCUACUGGCUAAACAUACUUCAGAACAUUGAAUCUUCGAGGCCUUUUCUUGUGACAUUUAACCCUCCUCAUGUUCCCAAUCAUGUAUUGCUCAAAUGGCAAACGAGCCACCCAAUUCCGUCCAUGGCUGCUGCAAAGGCUACCCUUGAGCUCAAUAACAUCCAAGGAAAAAGGGGAAUAUGGUUCUGUGGCCCAUAUCAAGGCUACAGAUUCCAUGAGGACAGUGUGAAGGCUGGGAAAGUAGCAGCUUCAGAAUUGCUUCAAAAGAAAUGUGACCUUUUGGUUAACCCAAAACCAAUGGUCCCAUCAUGGACUGAGGCCGGUGCACGUUUUCUGGUAGCAAGAAAUUUUGAACGAUACAUGACCAUCGGUAACGUGAGCAUGCUGGAACAAGGAGGCACUACGUUUAGUUUUGGUAGAGCAUGUGAAAGAUGCCCUGUAAAAUCUGUGAUACUAGUACAUGACCCGCAAUUCUAUUGGAAGGUUGCAACAGAAGCAGACCUUGGUUUGGCAUAUUCCUACAUCAAUGGCUAUAUCUCAUUUGCUGAUAAGAGGGAAGGCCUUGUGAAUCUUAUAGUGAUUAGUUUUGCUAAUAGAGGUGAAUACAAAAGGUUGAGAAGCAGUGCCAGCAAAAGUAGGAAGGGCUGGUGGGCACCCUUUCUUGGAAUCACUGGAGUUGCAUUUGCAAAAUAUAUUUUGCGUCAUGCCUCAAGGAAGAACUCUGUAUCAAAAGCUGCUAAAAAUAUCUCUAAGCACUAUGAUCUGAGUAAUGAUUUCUUUGCUCUUUAUCUGGAUCCAUCAAUGACUUACUCUUCUGCUAUCUUCAAGGCGGAGGACGAAAGCUUAGAGGCAGCCCAGCUACGUAAACUUGACAGUCUAAUUAAUAAGGCUAAGGUGGAGCCGGGGCAUCAUGUUCUUGAUAUUGGUAGUGGUUGGGGCACUUUAGCUAUACGGUUGGUGAAGAAAACUGGUUGCAAGUACACGGGAAUAACAUUGUCUGAGGAGCAACUGAAAUACUCCAAGAGAAAGGUUAAAGAAGCGGGAUUAGAGGACCGCAUAACUUUCCUCCUUUGUGAUUACCGUCGAAUACCAACUUGCCAUAAGUUUGACAGGAUUAUAAGCUGUGAGAUGAUUGAACAUGUCGGGCAUGAGUACAUGGAUGAUUUUUUUGGAUGCUGUGAGUACCAUUUGGCAGACCAUGGCCUAUUUGUCCUCCAGUUCAUCGCGAUCCCAGAGGAAUUGUAUGACAGAAUGAGGAGGUGGCCCGAGUUUCUGAAGGAAUAUAUCUUCCCAGGUGGCUGCCUACCUUCCCUAGCCAGGGUUGUGUCUGCCAUGACUAAUGCAUCAAGGCUCUGCGUACAACACCUUGAGAAUAUUGGGGACCAUUACUACCCGACUCUGAUGCACUGGAGGGACAAUUUCGUGGCCAACAGAAAAAAAGUUUCUGCCCUGGGAUUCGACGAAAAAUUCAUCCGUACUUGGGAGUACUAUUUGACAUAUUGUGCGGCUUUGUUCAAAUCGCGCACAAUUAUGGACUACCAGAUGGUGUUUUCUCGGCCAGGCGAUGCCAAGUUGCCAAGCUAUCUGACCAUCGAGUAAAUGGAAGAACUUGUGCUUAUGUAUCCCGAUAUGUGUUGGUGUUAACCGUGUUGUUUAUGCUCUCAUGUGAGUUGUAGUCAGUCACGUAUGUGUGUGGAGGAGAUCGAGAAAGUAGGUGCAUGCGUGAGUUGGUUUGAAUAAAGAGGACAUGAUCUGCAUGUAAGUGGUUGCAUGCAGGAAGUCCAUGCAGGUGUGCACUUUGGCUUGGAGGUUUGGCCAAGUGAAACGUGGUCUAAAGAGUGGUUAUUUAAGUCUUGUAA
Molecule: messenger RNA, 2929 nt
Organism: Panicum hallii
Lineage: Eukaryota; Viridiplantae; Streptophyta; Magnoliopsida; Poales; Poaceae
Exons: 24
Coding region: 60-2669 (869 amino acids)
Molecular function (GO): oxidoreductase activity; methyltransferase activity
Source: RefSeq, a predicted model, not a curated record